UUAAUGUCAAACUUCAUACCAAAUUUCCGUAGCUUUAAGACAGUAUGGUAAAAAUAUCAAUAAUGAUCUAAAGAAAAUUCCGCGGCAAAUUCAUUUCAAGGGGUAAUUUAGCUAUAUGGGCGAGAAAAAUAAAUUACGAGUCAAGAAAAAGUGAUAAAUGGCUGCCAGACUCAGCCCCAGAAAUUCGGAAGUGAACGCAUUGGAACAGAGGGGUUAUUUGAUUGGCAAGAAAAUUGGUCAGGGUUCGUACGCAACCGUUCAUCUUGCUGACUAUGUCGAUAAUACGGGUCCGAAAAAAAUGCGACUCGCAUGCAAGAUUUUUGACAAAGAAAAGGCACCAAAGGAUUUCCUAGAAAAAUUUUUCCCGAGGGAACUGGAAAUACUCACAAAAAUUGAAAACCCGCACAUAAUCCAAGUACACAGUAUACUACAACGAGGGCCCAGAGUAUUUAUUUUCAUGAGAUAUGCUGACAAUGGAGAUCUACUAGACUUUAUCAAAAGAAACGGAGUCGUACCUGAACAGCAAGCCAAAAUCUGGUUUCGACAAAUGUCCAAUGGCUUACAUUAUCUACACGGAAAAAAUAUCGCUCACAGAGAUUUGAAAUGUGAAAAUAUUUUACUCAGCAGAAAAUUUAAUGUGAAACUAGCCGAUUUUGGAUUUGCUAGAUUUUGCGUGGACUCGGACAACCGUAGAAUCUUGAGUCAAACUUACUGUGGAUCAGCUGCCUAUGCUGCACCAGAAGUAGUCAAUGGUAAUCCCUACAAUCCCAAAUUAUCAGAUGUAUGGUCUUUGGGCAUAAUUCUUUUUAUAAUGCUGAAUGCUUCAAUGCCUUUUGACGAUUCCAAUUUAAGAAAACUGCUUAAAGACCAGAUGACAAAGAACUGGGUUUUCAGAUCCAGGGUCAGAGAUACCUUGUCCUCGAGCUCAAAAUCUUUGGUUCGUCAUUUGCUUGAGCCUGAUUUGACUUUAAGAUUAACAUUGGACAGAGUGAUGCAACAAGAUUGGUUGCGUAUAAGAAAAGAUCGCCCGUCUUCAUUGAUUGGUCGACUCGUACAUUCGGCUCCUCAUGGACAAGGACCUGGACAAUCUAUAGCCACUGGAGAAUACCGUACAGAAAACGACUCGAUCCCAGGUGAUUUCAAACAUCCCGCACUGAAAAAGAGCGCAAUGAUGAUCAAUAUUAAUGACACCGCUUCCUGAACAAGGUUUUUGGGGCUUUUUGAUGGAAUUUAUUUUUAAAUUUCCGAUGUGAUUUUACAACUCACAAUAAAAAUAUUUGAAAAAU
Ceutorhynchus assimilis (cabbage seed weevil) is the source of this 1286-nucleotide messenger RNA. Lineage: Eukaryota; Metazoa; Arthropoda; Insecta; Coleoptera; Curculionidae. The record is from the annotation of a GenBank genome assembly.